GUUGUGCCGUCGUCUUUGAUUUCCAAUCGGCUGCCGCGCCAUGAGUCUGGGUUUGAGGAUACCCUUGCGCGUCCCCUUGUGAACCCCUUGUAAAAUGUGAUCACGUUGACGUUGUCUGCCGCCAUUUCCCUUUCGGAGGAUUCAUUAGAUCAGAAAAUAAAGCAAUGGCAGAAAAUAAUGGGGAAGUGUCAAAUGAGAACAAAGACACCAAACACGAACCCGAUUCUAAUGUUGAAAGGACCCAGGAUUAUCCUAAACUAAUUGAUUAUGGACUUGACAAGACAGUAGCUGCAAAAUUAGACGAAAUCUACAAAACAGGUAAAUUGGCACAUGAAGAUUUAGACGAGAGAGCUCUUGACGCACUGAGAGAUUUCCCUGUUGAUGGUGCAUUAAGUGUUCUCAGUCAAUUUCUUGAAUCAAAUUUAGAACACGUUUCAAACAAAUCGGCUUAUCUUUGUGGGGUAAUGAAAACAUAUCGGCAAAAAAGUAGGGGAGGCAGCACUUCUGGUAUUGGAGGCACAACACCUGGGUCUGGCGGAAAUGUUACUAAAGGUCCAGAUGAGGACAAAAUCAAGGCAAUUUUGGACAGAACUGGCUAUUCAUUGGAUGUAACAACUGGUCAACGAAAAUAUGGUGGUCCACCUCCGGGAUGGGAAGGCCCUCCACCAGGCAACGGGUGUGAAGUUUUUUGUGGGAAAAUUCCAAAAGAUAUGUUUGAAGAUGAACUCAUUCUCCUUUUUGAAAAAAGUGGCAAAAUUUGGGACCUUCGAUUGAUGAUGGAUCCUAUGACUGGAACAAACCGUGGAUAUGCCUUUAUAACUUAUACUACAAAAGAUGAAGCCCAGCAAGCAACAAAAGAUCUCGAUAAUUAUGAAAUCAAACCGGGGAAGAAUCUGAAAGUUAACAUUAGCGUACCAAAUCUACGACUUUUUGUGGGCAACAUUCCAAAGUCUAAAGGCAAAGAGGAGAUUCUGGACGAGUUUGGUAAAUUAACAGCUGGGCUGACUGAAGUGAUCAUCUACAGUUCACCUGAUGACAAAAAGAAAAAUCGUGGGUUUUGUUUCCUUGAGUAUGAAUCUCACAAGGCUGCUUCAUUAGCUAAACGAAGACUAGGAACUGGCAGAAUUAAAGUGUGGGGAUGUGACAUCAUUGUGGACUGGGCAGACCCUCAAGAGGAGCCUGACUCGGAAACUAUGUCCAAGGUCAAAGUCUUGUAUGUUAGAAAUUUAACUCAAGAUUGUACAGAAGAGAAACUUAAAGAGGCCUUUGAAGUUUAUGGAGUAGUUGAAAGAGUCAAGAAAAUUAAAGAUUAUGCUUUCAUUCAUUUUGAGGAUCGUGAUUCUGCAGUAGCGGCUAUGGAGGCGCUCAAUGGAAAGGAAAUGUUUGGUUCAGCAAUUGAAGUUUCUCUAGCAAAACCACCUUCAGAUAAGAAAAAGAAAGAAGAAAUCUUAAGAGCUAGAGAAAGACGGAUGAUGGCAAUGAUGCAACUGAGAGGAGGAGGGUAUUCACCGCAACAUCCGAGCAUGAUGGGAGGUCCACCGAGAGGAGCCCCGGGAGGUGUGAGAGGAGCGGGCAACUCUAUGAGAACUAUGGGCAGGGGUGAUUAUGAUUAUGAUUACGACUAUUACGGUUAUGCUGAUUAUCGAGGCGGCUACAGUGACCCGUAUUAUGAUGACUAUUACCGUUACGAAGAUUACUAUUACGAUUAUCCGCCACCACCGCCACCUGCUAGAGGAAGGGGCAGGCAAGCACAGCCGGAUAUCGAAGAGGAUAUUCUGGACAGAAGAGCUUCGAUGUACGACAUGAACUUUGGGAUCCAGGCUGGGCGUGGGCGUGGAGUAGUGCCGCGUGGCCGAGCAGGUGGGCCCCCAAUCCGUGGGGGUCCCAGGGGGGGCCGGGGGGUCGCAGCCUCAGGGGGCCGUGGGGGGGCUCGUCCGCCCGUCCGUGGGGGACUGCGCGCCAAGGGAAGUUUACCAGGUGAGGAUGGUAAACGCAAGUUCGACGGCGGUCACCAGAACCAGGGGGAAACGAAGAGGCGCUAUCAAAGCAGCUGGGGCAGUCAGCCGUUAGCCCAGCAGCCUCUCAGUAGUGCUUACGGCAUGAACGGCGGCGGAUACAGCUCUGGCAGCGAUGCACAGUGGUAUCAAGACAGUUACCACCAAUGGAGCUAAAUGUACAGGGACAAAGUGGACUGAGAGACAUGCUGAAGUGUGGAAACCGAGAUGUUGCUCACAUUUCCCCGACCUUUGUGUAGAAACAGAUUUUUUUUAGCAAAAUUGUUUGAUUUGGUUUUCGGUUUUCACUUAUGAGUUUUCAUUUUUAAAAUUUAUCUGUUCUCGGUGCAAAGUUCGGAAUUGUCUGUAAUAUCUUUCCAUGCAGCAUGCCGCUUAAAAUUAACAGAUGCCAUCAGCUUGUGUCUUGUUGAUGCUGUCUCGAAUAACAUACUCUUCCUUUUUUUUUACUAAAAUAUAAUACGUUUGUAGUUUGACAAAAUUUGCGAGUAAAUUUUUUCAAAAUUGUGUGUACGCAUGCAUGACAAUAUUGUAACAUUCCCCCCUCACCCCCUAGUUCUGGAGACGUCACACCAUUAGGGGGCUUCCAAAAUCUUUUAUUCCCACGGCAUAGCUGCCAAUUUGUUUCAUUAAGUUUUACCACAUAGCGUCUGCGAUUGUGGAUAUUCUGUUAUUGGUUAUCAAUUAUUGUUUUAAAUCUUUUUUGGUUAUUAUUGGCUGGAAGGUUUCUGUUAAUCAUUUCGAAACCUUGCUGUUUUUUUAUUUGUUUUUACAUUUUAUAUGUAGGAUGCAGUAGUAGAUAAUUUAUAACUAGUUAACUUACAAACCUUUUCAGUUCUGUUUGUUUUUUUUUAAGUUGAAUGACGCAAGAAAUUUUAGUUGUAAUUUUAACUUGAUGUUAAAUUGUUGAUUGAGUAGUGACAAGAAACCAUACAUUUGUUGAAGACCAUUACGUAUUUUAUUGAUGAGAAACAAAUAUAGCUAUAUAAAUGGCUCUUGAAGAUCCAUUGUUGUGUUAUAAUCAAUAUGUACUAAGCUGCAAUAAUAACAAUGUAAUUGUUUCUGUUAUUGUAACUGUGUUAAAGAAGACUAUUGAUCCAUGAAAAUGUGUGUUAGUUCUAGCUUUGUUAGUAAUUAGUAUAACACUUUCAUUUAAAGUAAAUUUUAUGUUUGAUUGUUCCCUGGUUUUAAUUAAAUUUGUUAUGUCAUCAAAUUUUACAUAAUAUUGUCUUGCGUCAUACUUAGUGAAACAGUAGGACAUGCUUAUGCUUAAUCAUUUCAGCUUACUUUAUACAAAAACACUAUCAUCUUUUAGAAAUGCCUAGUUAAACAAAAAAUUUAAAAGUUUUGCUACAAGAUAAUUGUUUUUUGAGUCAAAAGUGCUCUGAAAAACAUUUCCCUGUUACAGCAAAUGUAUGAUGGACCUACAUGUCUCAAUAAACAGUUGUAUGUGAACAUUUUAUAA
Molecule: messenger RNA, 3477 nt
Organism: Macrosteles quadrilineatus (aster leafhopper)
Lineage: Eukaryota; Metazoa; Arthropoda; Insecta; Hemiptera; Cicadellidae
Product: heterogeneous nuclear ribonucleoprotein Q-like
Exons: 14
Coding region: 165-2171 (668 amino acids)
Cellular component (GO): ribonucleoprotein complex; nucleus
Molecular function (GO): mRNA binding
Source: RefSeq, a predicted model, not a curated record